AUGGCCGUGCAGGAUUGUGCCCCCGUUGAUUUAGCGCGGGGUGAAUGUGAAAACGAGGAGGGCUCCACACCCGUACAUCAGGCCGUUCAUGGAGGUUCCGCACCGGCCAUCGAUAUGCUCGCCAAGGCAGGAGCGAACAUCGAAAAAAGGAAUGUCAACGGGGCGACACCACUUCAUGCCGCUAUGCAGUGCUACCUCGAAGUUGCUCUCCCUCUGUUGAGGCAUGGCGCUGAAGUGAUUACUGCCACCACAGAAAUCCUGGCCCCUCUGCAUCUCGCGGCUGGGUUUGCUGGAAGUGAGCGUGCAGCGGAGAUAGUAGAUCUUCUCUUGAGGUGGGGUACUGACGAAGGUGUGCCUGACGACGAAGGCCGCAAAGCCGGGGACUUUGUUUGGGUGGACGCUCGCUGCGGAUGGAUUGGACAAGGUGUCCAGGACACUCAGCCAGCAUAAAGCGAACGACGUGUCCGACAGCUGUUGGCCAACGCCUCUGCCGACAGAACCUGGCGCCGCCGCGGCCUGCCAAUCAUGGGUCGUGCUCAUCCCGGUAGGGUCGCGACUGCGGGUGUGACGGCCUGGGUAAUGACGGUGGGGAUAGAGGAUGUCUUCCGGGGGAUACUACUUCCCGGUGACCCGACAAGACCACCACGUUCAACGACUCUUGAUGUAGGGAGCGCGGAAAAGCACGAAAGGGUGAUUUACGAGUGAUCCUUACGAUCCUAUCGUUAAACAAAAAGGAACGGCUGCAGACGACGCGACCCAAUUCACAGCCUGUCGAGUGAAUCGGUGUCUUGCGAAGUACCACGUGCCGACGAUAGAUCGCAUAACCGGUGGAACGCAAUUAAGGUGGAAGCGUGACGUCCUUCUCAACCAUGCUCCAACAAGGAAGAAGCAAGCCCAGAAUGUUGUCUAGCGUUGCGGGUACACGAAGAACAGUCGGGAUUUCAAUUUCACUACAGUAUACAGUACUGUGCAGGGUGGACGAGCCCGACAGUGGAAUUCCGUUCGCGAAAGAAUGAACAACAUCAUCUCUAUGCGGACCCGUGCCCAACAUGUUGAAGGUACAACAUUAACGUGGAGACAUCCCGGUAGCUAUGUCGUGCUUUGGCUAUUGCCAACAUGAAUAUGUCGGCUCCUUUCCCGUACGAGGACGCGCAUCCCCAGUUGGACAGAGUGAACAGGAGUUCGAGAAUAUUAGUGUCUUGACUCGAGGCAACGAAUCCCCUUCAACUACUACUAUUGUCGUGCCGGGCAUAUUCAGCGAAUACAAGAAGAGCGAAUUCAUGCCCAAGCAAAGAUACACAAACCCGAUGUUCAUGACAAAAACGAGCUCGAGGCCGAAGGCCUCACCUCCGGAGUGUAGCCCCAUGCAUUCCUCCUCUCGAUUUCAAAACAACUGCGCCCAAGGACCCAUGUCCCACUGCAUGACCAAGCUGAUCACAAACCACGGGAAACGUCACGUGCGAGCUGAAAUGCAAAUAUAACUUGUAGUCCUAGUAGCCUGAGACUAUGGACAGCACCCAACAGCUUCGACAAAAGCAAGCGUCACACGGGAGAUCGACUCCCCGAGCUUGAACGGAAGCAAAAAUGAAUCAUUCUUGAAACCGGAAAAAAGAGGCUGUUCCAUGAGGGAAUGAAGAUCAUCCCGGACUAAGGGAAACACCACAAUGGGCACAUGUCGAUGGUGAAAUUAUACAGGACCACCUGCACACAGCAGAUGCGAGCAAGCAAGCUUCACACGAGAAACCCUCCGAGUUAUUACGGAAAAUAUGUCAUUCUUGAAAGAUGAACAAACAAGUGUUUCAUGAGGGGAAGGAACGAAUAACAUAUCCCAGCACAAGGGCAACAUCACCACAGGCACACGUCGAUGACGGUGCCUCAAAAAGAAACGAAAACUGACACGCAACCACUUUGAGCUCAACAAUAGGCAGGUUACGUACUGUGAAGACAGAUCAAACAGACCAGACAAGACGUAUCACACAACGCUCCCCGCAAGAACCGAGAGAGUCCACACGGUUACGACAAGGGUUGCAACACAGCGCUGAACGCACGCUGGAAAUCAGGCCACGCUACCACCACUACCAACACAUGAAAACAAGGGCAACGAAGGAACAGCACAGGUCCAAACCCCGUCUAGCGUGUAGGCGGGUUGGUGACACUGCUGUAGGCGUCAUCCUCUUCCAUGCCGACGUCCCCCUCGUCGCCGUCAUCGUCGGCCUCCUUCCGGUCCACCACGGCGCCGUCGCCGGCCGUGUCCGUGUCGUUUUCCCCGGCGUCCCCAGUGGUCACAGUACGGUCGCUUGCGGCAUCGCUGCCGUCGCUACGGUCGCUGUCGGUGCAGCUGUCGCUGAUGCUGCUGCCGGUGGUGCUUCCAUGGCUGUCAAAUGGCUCCGCUGACUCGUCGUUGUUCUCGAAUCCCUGUUAAGCUGAGACAAUAUCAAGAAUCCGCUGUAACAGUACCCGUUGUCAGCUCUAGGAGAGGUGGGUGGUACUCCUUUUUUGCUCGCCUUGAAAAUUUGGCCAUUUGGGGCGGAACUACCGGAGGACAGAUGCUUUCUGAAACUCUUGGGACUAUCGCUUGCCUGUACCGGUCAGUGUGUUCGUAUUGUCGAAAUAUUUUAUUGACGUCUCUGCUCUACAUGGACGUUCGUGCUACGCGGUGUGACUAGGU
This is a messenger RNA of Ectocarpus siliculosus, 2668 nucleotides long. The record is from the annotation of a GenBank genome assembly. Lineage: Eukaryota; Phaeophyceae; Ectocarpales; Ectocarpaceae.